AAUCACUUAAGGAUCAUAAUAUAGAAAAGGUUGUGGAGGAAGAGAUAAAGCAAAAGCCCCAACAAAUGGAGGAAAAAAACACUUAUAAAGUUUGUGUCACAGGAGGUGCAGGGUAUAUAGGUUCUUGUCUUGUUAAAAAACUUUUAGAGAAAGGUUACAUUGUUCAUGCUACCCUAAGAAACUUAGUUGAUUUAAAUGUAGAGGAUGAACCAAAGGUGGGACUACUGAAGAGGUUAAGUGGUGCAGAUGAAAAACUAAAGUUAUUUGAAGCUGACAUUUAUAGAGCUGAGGAAUUUGAGGAAGCUAUUCAAGGCUGUGAAUUUGUUUUUCAUGUUGCCACACCUUCAUUGCAUUAUGAAGGAUCUCAGUACAAAGAUAGAACAGAGGCAACAGUUGAUGGAGUGAAGAAAAUUGGAAUGAUUUGCCUUAAAAGUGGGACAGUAAAGAGACUUAUUUAUACUGCCUCUAUUGUAGCUGCCUCCCCAUUGAAGGAAGAUGGAAUUACUUACAAACAAUUAAUGGAUGAAACAUGUUGGACACCUCUUAAUUUCUCAAAUCCUUACACCCAACAAUGGCUUUGGGAUUAUGUAGAGUCAAAGAUGUUAGCUGAGAAAGAGGUGUUGAAGUUUGAGAAGGAAGGUUUGGAGGUGGUUACAUUAUGUGUUGGCCUUGUGGGUGGGCAUACUUUUUUGCCUUAUAUGCCAACAACUUCUGCUAUGUUCUUGUCAGUGUUCACUCAAGAUGAGAAAUUGUACAAUAUACUCAAGUUUUUAGAGGACCUUAAUGGAAAAGUUCCAAUUGUGCAUAUUGAAGAUGUGUGUGAAGCUCAUAUGUUCUGCAUGAAUAAUGUUGGUUCACUCAAUGGGCGUUUCUUGUGUGCUAGCUCCUUUGUUUCUACUGCAGAGAUUAGCAAUUACUAUCAACACAAUUAUCCAGAGUUUAAGGUCAACCAAGAGUACUUGAAUGACACCAAGAGAGAAAUCAAGUGGGGAUCAAAAAAGUUGGUUGAAAAAGGUUUUGAGUACAAAUAUGGAAUGAAGGAGAUACUUGAUGAUUGUGUUACUUCUGCUAGGAAGAAUGACAUUUUAUAGCAACAAUGAAAAAACAAUUUUAUAAUUGUGACACUUGCUAUUAUAAAAUUGUUUGAAGUGUCCAUCUAUUCUUGGGCUUCCCAAGGAAACUUAAUUAACUAGUUCCUGUAUCUGAAUUUGUUUGGUUAAACUCUUGUGUAUGCAGCAUUUUACAAAAUUA
Messenger RNA from Solanum pennellii, 1251 nucleotides. RefSeq names its product putative anthocyanidin reductase. Bases 66 to 1091 code for a protein of 341 amino acids. The record is from RefSeq and is a predicted model, not a curated record. The transcript is spliced from 5 exons. Lineage: Eukaryota; Viridiplantae; Streptophyta; Magnoliopsida; Solanales; Solanaceae. Gene Ontology annotation, molecular function: oxidoreductase activity, acting on the CH-OH group of donors, NAD or NADP as acceptor.